This is a messenger RNA of Brenthis ino (lesser marbled fritillary), 2736 nucleotides long. Lineage: Eukaryota; Metazoa; Arthropoda; Insecta; Lepidoptera; Nymphalidae. The record is from the annotation of a GenBank genome assembly.
AUGAAUAUAGUGUCGCUCAUUUUGUCUAAAUUACCUACAGUCCUACUCUCAAAAUGGUCAGACUAUAGUUUCCCGCUUAUCACCGAGGGCAAGAAGUCACGAUUGGAUAUUUUAGCAGAUUUCUUACAAGAAGAAGCGGUGAAAAUCUCGACGACAUCUAAUAUUCAUCUCAUCGGCAAUAACUUCAACCGCGUACAUAAUACGGUGCUAGUGACAACAGACAAUCAUGACUUUAAGUGUUUAUACUGCCGUGUUUCUAAACAUAAGCUAACAGAGUGCAAGCGCUUUAAAAAAUCACUACGAAAAGAUCGGUGGCGUCACGUUAAACGACACGGCAUCUGUUAUAAGUGUUUACUAUCGCGUCACGAUCGAGAUACAUGUCCGGCCGCGCCGUGUGAUAUCGAGAACUGUGGACAGUCGCAUCAUCGGUUAUUACAUUAUCCUAUAACAAAAGAUAUUCGUUCCCCGGGUAAUAUAAACAUUACGGAAAUAACAGAAAGUGCAACAGUGACGAACAUUAAUUUAUCUAACUGUAAAGUGUUUUUGAAAACCGUGCCUAUCAAUAUUCAUGGGCCAAACGGUGUAAUUAGUGCUACCGCUUUGCUAGACGACGGGUCGACCGUAUCGUUAAUAGAUUAUGAACUUGUAAAAAAACUCGGACUAAAUGGACAUAAACAAAUUAUGCGUGUGAGUGGUGCAUGGAACAAUAACUCAUUAGAAUGUGUUUGUGAGAUAGUAGACUUAAGCGUAUCAAACAAAGACGGAACUAUGUUUCCUAUUCGCGUGAGAAGUGUAAAAGACUUAAACCUACCUGUACAUGAUUCAACGUCGAUUGAUCUUACUAACUAUGUACAUUCUAUACCUGACAUAAAAAAUUGUUUAAAUAAUGAACUCUGUAAACCUAAAAUAUUAAUUGGUCAAGAUAAUUAUGAUUUAUUGUUACCGCUUCAAAUAAUAAAAUUAAAAAAUAGUAAAUUAUAUGUUACACGUACUGAGUUAGGCUUAUGCAUUCAUGGAUGUUUACGCGAACUAUCCCCGCUCCACCAGACCCCGCCCAUUAAGCGAGUACAUCAUUCAGCGUUAUUCAUUACUAACGAUUCAGAUAGAGAAUAUGAAAAUAAGUUACGAAAUUUAGAAGAACAAAUACGAAUAUCAUUUACAAUCGAAUCAAUGGGCAUCAGCAUGAGACCCAGGAAAAAUCCAGAAGAUCUUCAAGCUAUACAAUAUUUAGAAAAAACAUCUGUACUUAAAAAUGGAAGAUGGCAUGUCGGUUUACCCUGGAAAGAUCAUAACUAUAGUAUAGAAAAUGAAGCUACGGCUAUUAAAACUAUACAAGAUAUUAUAUAUAUACAUAAAAAUGGUGGCUUCGAGAUAAGAAACAUAACGAGUAACAACGAAGCGGUAUUAAACUGCAUUCCACAAGAGACCUUAGGAACGACUGCAGUAAGGUUCAAAAUUGAACAGCCAAAUGAGGGCGAACGUACACUUGGAUUGAUUUGGUAUCCGAAAGAAGAUCUGUUGUCUUUUGACGUUUCUUUUAAGAAGAUUCCUGUAGAUAUAAUAACAGGCGACACGCGACCUAGCAAGAGACAGAUGCUUAAAGUUUUAAUGUCAAUUUUCGAUAUAUUUGGAUUUCUUUCGCCUUUUACAAUCAAAGGAAAAAUUAUGUUACAAGACGUAUGGAGAUUACAAUUAGAUUGGGAUGAAAAAAUACCUGAUACUAUUUAUGAAAAAUGGAUUGAAUGGCUACAAUUAUUAAAAGAAAUUAAUCAGCUGCGUAUCCCAAGGCAUUAUGUAACGGCCGCAAGAGUAAACGAGACGGAACUACGCUGCACUUCCGAUGCGAUUACGCAUACGUCACCCGAGCGGCCGCCGUUGCCAGUGUCUUGUAUUAGUGAAUCUCUCGCGUGCGCGUCUAACGGGCAGAUAACUUCAUGCAAAGCUCAAGCCUGGAAUAACAAUUUUGUACAUGGAGGUGCUGGGGCUCUUGGCCAGGCAGUUAUAUCGAUUGCUUUGGCAUAUGGCUGCAAAGUUUUUACUACUGUGAGCGAUAUCAAGAAAAAGAGAUUCCCAGAGCUCAAAGAAAGUUAUAUUGGAAAUUCACGUGAUGUAAGUUUCCGAGAUAUGGUGCUACACGCUACAAAGGGUGAUGGUUGUAAUUUAAUCAUAAGUUGUGUUAAAUAUGCCUUUAAAAAUACCACGAUUCAGUGUUGCAGACUAUCUGGUACUGUAAUUGAUACAACCUUAUUAUUGACUAAAGAAAAUUAUGACCUCAGCAUGAAAUAUUUGGCAAAAGGAAUAUCAUACUCCACCAUGAACUUAUUGUCAAUGUUGGGAGAUGAAGAAGAGGACUUACAGGCACAAUUGGUAAUAUCAGAGAACGAAUUGCUGGCAUUAAAAUUAGUCGACAGACUAGUGAACCGUGGGGCUAGAAAGAUAAUAUUAGUUUCUUCGACUGGAUCAUCAUAUUGUCUGUCCCAAAAAUUACGAACUUGGGCCAAACAAGGAGUACAAGUACAAGUAAUUCCUGGAAAUAUAUUUAAUCCAAAUAACAUUAUUAAUUUACCAGCUGAAGAUAACUCGUUAGCGGGCAUUGAGGGAAUAUUUUACAUAGUUUCUUCAAAUGCAAUAAGUGAAAAUAGUAACGAAAUGUUGGAGCAGAUCAAACUAAUAUCGCAAAGAUUGUUCGUCUCAUUUUUGUCGAAACGAAUUAUUGUAUUCGAAGAGAUUGUGAAA